UAGCAAUGGGCUUCACACAUUGUAUAACCACUACGCUACCCAAUCGACCCACAUCACAAUGAAGUCAAGAUAGCAUAUUGUAAUCACUCCCCUCGGGCCAUAUACAGUAACCGCGUCUCUGUCAACUAUCGGGAAUUUAAAUGAUUUGGCGAAUGACAUCAUAAAUCUUAUGAUGAAAACAAGGCGUGAAUAUCUGAGAAAAUAUGAACAUAGGCAAAAUAUUCAUUCAGAAGUCAUUGAAAGAAAUGCAUUCAUGAAAGAGUUGGUUGUGACGCGGCCAUGCAAAGGUAACAUUUUAAAUGGAAUCCCAUCUACAUGGAAAUACCUAAACUAAUAUAAUUCACUUGCUAUUUGCGGUUACAGAUAAACACUGUAACUGACGAUGCAGAGAGACAACUACAUUCAUUUCUGAAUAAACAAGCGCACAUAUAAUCCUUUGCCAGGGGAAGUAACUCUGUUUUUUUACCGGAAACUGUUACCUUUUGGCGUAUUGAUAUGAUAAAUGUGAAUAGAUAUCUUUGUAAUAAUCAUUCGCUUAAACUGUUGUUAUUUAUACGAUUAAUAUAGAUCCUACAGCACCCAUCGCCUUUACAUACUUCUAUAAAACGUUUAAUGGCACGACUGAUGGACUAUAUUGUGCGUUGCUAUGGAGCGGAAGCAUUUUAAACAUGUGUUGUUAGGUCGCCGCUGUAAACGAUAACACCAACUCGUUUCCUCAUCUUUGGAGAAAGAUAAGGGAAUCGACUCGUCAAAAUGGAGGGUGUAGUCGGCGAAACUGAAGUUUUGAUCGAAGAUGCAAAUAAACACGAAGUAGACCCUAUAAACGAAGAGUCAGAAGAGAAUAUGGGAGAAAAAGGAGACGACGAAGAAAAGGCCGAAGACGAGAAUGCACUGUCAGAAGAUGCUGAAGCACUUGCCGACGAGCUAGCCAAGAUCGUUGUACAUGCUCCCGUCGCUGAACCUGCACCAAGGGAAGUUUUUGACCCAUCAGAAUUUCCAUCAUCAUACAAAGACAAUCUCCCAAAGGAAAAGCUUGUUCUUCAAUAUGCUGACAACUUCCGCAGACAGUACGUCCAUCUGUACAGAGAUAGGAAACCUCUCUUCCUCAACCCUCUGAAUGAGUUCUAUAUUGAUAAACUGGUCUGCACCACUAUCCGGCCAACUCAACUACCCUACAAGGAGCUUUAUAACUGGGAUGGUGCAGCAGAGUUUGUAGCUGACUAUCUCAACUUCCAGACUCUUGACCCACCUUAUGAGCUGCCAAAGAUCUUACUUUCCCCUUCGACUGUCCUGAAGCGUCAGAAAGGCAACUGUUUUGAGUACAGCACCCUACUAUGUUCUCUGCUGAUUGCUGCUGGAUAUGAUGCAUAUGUGGUCAGCGGAUAUGCCACUCGGGAGACAUGCCUGGCUGAUGAGUCACGAGAGAUAUGCCCAAUGCUUAAGAAGAAAGAGGAGACAAAAGAAGAAGAGAAGAAGAAGGAAAUGAAGAAGUACACUGUGAAGCCACCUCGUGAUCUGCGAAGUAAGUUCGAGCUGAAACAGGAGAGGAGAAGACAGGAAGAACGUAAGGCAGAGGAGGAGAAGAGGAAGAAAGAGGAAGAAGAACGACUAGCUGCACUGGAGAUGCCUCCCACCGACCCCCUCCACGGGCUGAGGAUUCACUCCUGGGUUCUCAUCCUGUCUGGGAAACGCGAGGUCCCCGAGAGCUUCUUCAUCGAGCCAUUCACUGGUCUAUCACAUGAAGUGGACAGCCCCAACUACCUUGGCAUUGAGUCAGUGUGGAACAACGUCAACUACUGGGUCAACAUGCAGGACUGUUCCGAUGGAGUCAAGGGUCUGUCCUAUGACCUGGGAGAUUGUACGAUGUGGGAGUACAUGUUCCCAGGUGUGGACAAGCACCUGCUGCAGAUCCCGGAGACUGAGGAAGAUCUCAUGGAUGGCCUGGAUGACGAUGAGGAGAGUAAAGAUGAUGUAGAGAAGCACCUUGACAUGCCCCCUUCCUGGGUGGAACCCCUUAGACUCUCCCUCAGAGAUUUUGAAAUGCGUUGUCCACAAGGAAAAAAGACGAAGCUUUACAAGCGAGCAAAGCUGGAGAAGUUUGCCCACUAUCUCCUCAACGAUGGCCUCGUGUCCCGACUGUCUGUGUACGAUGACAAAGAAUUGACUGACCUUGUCCUUGUAAAGGAGUACUAUGCACACCGUAAGGAUAAGCUCCACACAAGGGUACACAACCACCGCACUGGCUGGGUCACGGAGUUCUUCAACCCUGGUCGAGUCAAAUGUGUUAAAGAGCACCAGUACAAGGCCAGCCAGCCAGGUCCAGAGAAUGAGAGGACAAUGACCUUCCACAAUGAUGCCCGAGUCGAUGGACUGGUCAAACGUAUUGAGACCCCGACUGAGAUGACCGAGCAUUUCAAAGACAGAGAUGACUUCCUCUUCUACAAACAUGUAGUCUUUAAUAAGAGACAAAAGAGAUUUGGCCCACAGGAAGGAUCCUCAUCUGCCAACCAGAGACCAAUAUUGAAAAUGACACAGAAAUUCCACAGAAACAGAUCCAAACCGGCCAACUGUGACAUUGCAGAAUUGAUCUUUGCCAUGUCAGAGGACAAGGUCUUCCUGACGUAUCACACAGAGGACAAGAGAAUCGCCUCGUCCAAUGAUCCAGUAGCCCCAGUAGCCCCAGUCUACUUGUCCCAGUCCACUGAUCCAGAUGCCCAAUGCCCAGUAGCCCCAGUCUACUUGUCCCAGUCCACUGAUCCAGAUGACCCAGUAGCCCCAGUCUACUUGUCCCAGUCCACUGAUCCAGAUGCCCAUUGUCCCAUGAAGCUCUGUUAUCCCUGUUUCCAGGUGGAUCCCAAUGCUCCCUACAAUAAGCAGGUGGAGCUGUACCAGACUCUGCUGGAACUCCUCAAGGCUGAGGAACUCUGCCGGGAGCGUCUCCGAGAGUCUGAGGAGGAGGUGAAGGAAAUCCUAGAUGAGAGAACCAAGGAGGAGAGUGACUCGGAGCUGGAGAUUUCCGUGUACGAUACAGAGAGGAAUGAGAAGGCAAAGAAACACAGGAGAGAGAUGGAACGUCUCAAGCUGGAGGAGAAGAUGAGGAAGCAGGAGAUGGAGAUCGACUACCUGGCUCCCUUCCUGGCCCAGAUCGGUGACCCCGACAAGAUAUCUCGCACCCAGGCCUACAAGCUGAAGGAGGACUGUCUGGCUGACCUCAAGCAGAGGCUCAUUGACAAGGCCAACCUCAUACAGGCCAGGUUUGAGAAGGAGACCCAGGAACUGCAGAAGAAGCAGGGUUGGUACCAGCAGAACCAGGUGUCCAUGCAGAAGGAUGACGAGGAAGAGUACCUCAACUACUGCAGCGAGGCCAUGUUCCGCAUCCACAUCCUCGAACUCCGUCUCAACAGACACAAGGAAAUGGCUCCACACAAGUACAUGGCUCUGGAACAGAAGCUGCGGAGUGACAACCGUCUGACCGAGUACUUCUAGACGGACAUUGUACAGACAAGCACAAGCCCAUCUUUGUUAUAUUCCGUCCAUGUUUUAGAUUCAUUUGUGAUACAUACCACUCAAAAUGUGUUAGGAACCCCCCGAUUCUUUCCUAUCACACAAUUUAGUCUGUCAUGGUAUGAAAGAUUAGCUACUGUAAUGUGAAAAAAUCAUAUGUUCUUUAAUUGUUUUGAGUGGUAUAUUUUGUCAUGGCAUAUUGUUUCAUCCCAGUAAUGUCUGUGAUAGCUUCAUAAACUGUUGGGGAACAUUCAGUGUGGGUUAUUUAAGUUUGGCUUCACACAAAUGCCUAAUAUGAAUACUACAUCUGAGAUUGUAUAAACUUUUGAACAUAAGGUCAGAAGAAUUUUCCCAAACUGAAUUAAACAUUUUACUAUAUAUUUGUAUUAUGUGAGUU
Molecule: messenger RNA, 3901 nt
Organism: Haliotis rubra (blacklip abalone)
Lineage: Eukaryota; Metazoa; Mollusca; Gastropoda; Lepetellida; Haliotidae
Product: dynein regulatory complex subunit 7-like
Exons: 19
Coding region: 754-3486 (910 amino acids)
Biological process (GO): flagellated sperm motility
Cellular component (GO): motile cilium
Source: RefSeq, a predicted model, not a curated record